CUCUUGGUUUCAAUUCCAAAGGCAUCUUAAAACUUUAUAUUGGCUUCCUUAUGGGUUAAUUGAAAGUUUCAAUCUUUAUUCAGUUCUGUAAAAAACGUUUGUUUGAAUGUAAAGGUAUCAUGAGUGGUUUGAUGUUUUUGAUUUGUUUUAUUGAUAUUGCUUCAAGUUUCAGGUUUUGUGUUAAUUCUUUUCAGUGGUAUUUUUAUUUCUAUCUUUUUUUUUUGUUUUUUGUUUGAGGUGUUUUGUCCAAAGUGUUUUCUUUGUCACUUUAGUUUGUUUGAGCUCUAUUCUUGUAUUAGAGUUUUUCAUGAUGAAAUCUUGUUUCAUUGAAAUGAUUCUCUGCCUUUCUUGGCCACGGGUUUAGUGGAAGACAUAGCUUUGUUUGUUUCUGACAGAAAUUAAUUUAUUUCUAAUUUUUGUUUAUAUUUGUUUCCGUUUCAGAUUGAGUUUUCCGGAUAUACCUCUAUCGAAGAUAACGUUUUCAUCUUUAUUUCAUUCUUUCCUGUGUGAUUUUCUUCUUAAGAGGCGUUAUUCAUGAGUUGAAGCACGUCCUCCCCAUACAUUUGGUCCUGUAAAAUCGUGUGAAAUCUUGAGCAGGAAAGUUUCCAAUGGGUAGAGGAAGAGGGAAGGGGAAGAAGCAAUCUGUUCGUGAGGAUGUUGGAAGUGGCGAAGAAGAAAAGAUACCCGUGAGGAGAAGGGGUAGACCACAGAAGCCAUUGAAGGAUGAAAUAGAGGACAGAGAAGGAGUCCAGAAACUAGUGGAAGAUGAAGAUGACGGUGAGAAUAUCUCCAAGGAUGAAGCUGCUGAGAAUGGAAAGAGGAAGAGAUCUUCGCAGGUCAAGGAAAACGUUGAUUCAGUGAAAGAGGAAAACUGUAUUGGCACCAAAGCUAGCCCCAAUGACUUAAUAAAGUCAGUCGGAUUCAGACAAAACGGGAGCAGAAGGAAAAACAAGCCUAGACGUGCUGCUGAAGUUGGUGUUGAGUGCAGAUGAACAAUGCGAUGAUUAUUGCAAUUCGCGAGUUAGCCCUCAUUAUAUUUUCUUGUUUUUUUUAUUAUUGCAAUUACAUUAAUAUGAGCAAUUCAAUUUUGUGUAGAUUUCUGCAGCAAGUUUUAGUCUUACUGAAUGCAUUGCUGUUAGAUCUCCUAGCUACUUCUCUCAUUUCGCAUGUGUUAUGUAGAAUCAGAAACUUACUUUCCUACUCACUGUAAUUUUUGUUUCUUUAUCCUUAUAUGAAAUGGUAGUUAUGUAUUAUGCUAUUAA
This is a messenger RNA of Lycium barbarum (goji berry), 1262 nucleotides long. RefSeq lists its product as uncharacterized. The record is from RefSeq and is a predicted model, not a curated record. Lineage: Eukaryota; Viridiplantae; Streptophyta; Magnoliopsida; Solanales; Solanaceae. Bases 609 to 992 code for a protein of 127 amino acids. The transcript is spliced from 2 exons.